AGCCCGGAGCCCGCCAUGCGUCUUCAGAGCAGCGAGGUGACCGGCGCGAGGAGCUGCUUCUGACUCACCAUGGAGAGCUACAACAACACCACAGAAAGCCAAGAUUGGAGCGGAAACGCGACGAGUGUCAGCGAAGUUGCUCUGAGUUACCAAAUCAUCGGCUCGCUUUUCCUGGCCGCGUUAAUUCUGUUUGCCAUUUUGGGAAACGCGUGUGUCAUCGCAGCCAUCGCCUUGGAGAGAUCGCUUCAGAAUGUGGCCAACUAUCUCAUCGGCUCCCUGGCCGUUACAGACCUUAUGGUGUCGGUGCUGGUGCUCCCCAUGGCAGCCCUGUAUCAGGUGUUGAACAAAUGGACUUUGGGACAGGAGAUGUGCGAUAUUUUCAUCUCUCUAGACGUGCUGUGCUGCACCUCUUCUAUCCUGCACCUGUGCGCAAUCGCUUUGGAUAGGUACUGGGCCAUCACCGAUCCCAUAGACUACGUGAAUAAAAGGACGCCCAGACGAGCGGCUAUCUUGAUCAGCCUGACUUGGCUAAUAGGAUUUUCCAUUUCCAUUCCGCCCAUGUUGGGUUGGAGGAAACCGGAGGACCGGGCAGAUCCCGACGCGUGCACAAUCAGUCAGGACCACGGGUACACCAUCUACUCAACUUUCGGGGCGUUCUACAUCCCCCUCAUCCUCAUGCUGGUCCUAUACGGGCGGAUAUUCCGAGCGGCGAGGUUUCGCAUAAGGAAAACGGUGAAGAAAACGGAGAAGGCGAAAGUCGCGGAUAAAUGCUUGGCGGUGUCUCCAGCGCUCUUCCCGAGGAAAGCGAACGGAGAGGUGGGCAAAACUUGGAGGCGAAGCGUGGAGCCAUGCGCAAACGGCGCGCUGAAAAACUCGGACGACGGAGAGUCGUUCGAGAUUACAGAAGUUCAAAGCAUCUCCAAAAACCACCUGAGCCUGCCUAACAACCCUCAGCCGUGUUUUGAGAACCGAAAUGAGAAAAGCACGGAAGCGAAGCGCAAAGUGGCUCUGGCCAGAGAGCGCAAAACAGUCAAGACUCUGGGAAUCAUUAUGGGCACGUUUAUUUUCUGCUGGCUGCCCUUCUUCAUCGUGGCGCUUGUUUUGCCUUUUUGUCAGGACUGUUUUAUGCCCGAAUGGUUGGGCGCUGUCAUAAACUGGCUCGGAUACUCCAACUCACUUUUGAAUCCUGUCAUAUAUGCGUACUUCAAUAAAGACUUUCAGAACGCAUUUAAGAAGAUCUUGAAAUGCAAAUGUAUUAGACAGUGAACGAAGCCAAUCAGCGGAUGUGCAGAUAUUGAUUGUUAAAGAUUGCUCUAAAGGCAUUAACAAUAAUGGGACCCAGAGCAGAGCAGAGCAGGACAGUACAGCACAAGAGGAGGUAGCGCUCUGUCCUUGUGUCUUUGUUUAUCUGUGAAGUUUAUCUGCUUCCAUCACAUAACAAUGUGCAUAUACCAUUGGGUGGAUUCAGAUUAGACCAGGACUCUCAGACCAGCUGCGUUCGUGCAUUCAACAAUAAAGCCCUUAAACAAAAAAUGAUUUUGUUUUACUGUACAGGAUGAAAGGCACCUUUCUCCGAGCAAGGAGCUUGUGGUGGGAUUGUAAGCACACAAAGACAGAAGUCCAGCAGAUAAUCUAUGUAGAGAAAAUGUAAUGUGAAAUCAUUUAUCGUCAUUUCUAUUUAUUUUCAGCAGAGAUUUCUUAUAUGACAUGGACUGACUGGAA
Danio aesculapii is the source of this 1722-nucleotide messenger RNA. It is a transcript of the gene htr1aa, whose product is annotated as 5-hydroxytryptamine (serotonin) receptor 1A a. Lineage: Eukaryota; Metazoa; Chordata; Actinopteri; Cypriniformes; Danionidae. Gene Ontology annotation, molecular function: G protein-coupled serotonin receptor activity. The record is from RefSeq and is a predicted model, not a curated record. Bases 70 to 1266 code for a protein of 398 amino acids. The transcript has a single exon. Gene Ontology annotation, biological process: adenylate cyclase-activating adrenergic receptor signaling pathway; regulation of hormone secretion; regulation of vasoconstriction. Gene Ontology annotation, cellular component: plasma membrane.